AGUGUUUUGUUUUUAUGACAAACACCAUAACAUGCCAUGUGUAUGGCUUGUGUAUCCAUGCAGCCUUGUGAUUUUUAACUGGAACUUAAGAAAACGUAGAUCAUAAUGCAGGAGCGGGACAUCCCCAUCGACAUCAGCACCAACAAGCUGCUGGACUGGCUGGUGAGCCGGCGACUGUGCGGCCGCGACUGGCAGGCCCAGGUGCUGGACAUCCGGGCCAAGAUCAACAACGCCAUCCAGGACAUGCCGGCUCACCCGGGCAUCACCAGGCUGCUGUCCGGGGCCUACAUAAAUUACUUCCACUGCAAGAAGAUAAUGGAGAUCCUGAAGGAGACGGAAGCGGACAGCAAGAACCUGUUUGGCUCGUACGGCUCACAGCGCAUGAAGGACUGGCAGGAAGUGGUGCGGCUGUAUGAGAAGGACAACGUGUACCUUGCCGAGGCGGCCCAGAUGCUGGUGCGCAACGUCAACUACGAGGUUCCCGGCAUGAAGAAGCAGAUCGCCAAGUUGGAGCAGUUUCUAGCUGAAUGCGACAAGAAGGAGCUGGACUACGGCAAGGCCGCCAGCGCGGCGCGCGGGGAGUUCCAGGCGCUCUGCAAGCAGCUGGGGAUCCCGGGGCAGCGGAUCAAGCGGGAGCUGGCGGAGCGCGUGCGGGAGCUGCCCUCCGCCCUCGCCGCCGUCGCGGGCAAGAUGAAGUCCCUGGACCCGGCCGUCCGGCUCUACUCGCAGUUCGUCCAGUUCGUGCUGGGCAGCGAGUACCAGGGAGGCGUCGUGCCGCUCCUCAGGCACGUCAUCGAGAACGGCAACACUACCACAUAUGAGUGGAUCCACAAAGUACCACCGGUGGCAGUUGAAGAACCGCCUCUCAACAUCACCUUUGAUGAUGACGCGGAUGGCGCUGAUGAGUCGAAUGAUACUAUAGACUUUGGUGAUUUCGACAAUGCCGGAAGUGAUUCUGGAAUAGACUUUGGGAAAGAGUCAAUGCAGGAAAGUGGUGAAGUAGACUGGGGAAUCAAAAUAACAUCUGCUGAUGGAAUAACAAAUGAGACAGCGGAUAUUUCAGUGGAGGGAAGUGGGAUUGAAGUCGAGUCAUCUGGGGUGGAAGGAGGCGUUGCGAGAGGCGAAGAGGCCUACACAGUCAUGGACAACCCAGCCACCAAGAACACACUCCUAGAUGACCUCAAAGAGCUGGAGGCGUUCCUGAAGGUGCGGCUGGCGGAGACGAGCCAGCAGUCGGGCGACCUGCUCUCCCUGAGCCUGCUCCAAGACGCCCCGGCCGCCCUGCAGAUGCAGAGCGCGGCGGGGUUGGCGGCCAUGCUCGCCGCGGUGCAGGACGUGAUCUGCGACCUCUCGGACCAGCGCAUCCAGCACCUGCACAGCGUCAAGCACUCGCCCAGGUACGUGGACACGCUGGCAGACUCCCUGAAGCAGAAGCUGGCGGCCGUGGAGAAGAUGACUGCCUCGCAGGAGGCUGUGCGGCGGCGCAGGGCAGACGCGCGGCUCGAGUUGGCAGCCCUGGCGCCCAAGCUGCAGCUCGUCAUCUCCAAGACGAGGCAGCUGCAGGAGGAGAUUGAACAAGACAUCUCUAAGAAAUACAAGAACAGAGAAGUGAAUCUAAUGGGUGGUAUCAAAACAUUGUGACCAGUUAUUUGAAACAAUGAGUUCAUUCCGGUUGUCAGGUUCUUCUGUAUUUCUCCAGUGUUGUUUAAUGCAUGAUGGAAUGUGUUGAUGUAUAUAUGUAAAUCUUACCUAUAUACUGUGUGGUUUUACGAUUGAGAUAUUAUAAUAGAAUAUUUUCAAACUUAA
Molecule: messenger RNA, 1806 nt
Organism: Bacillus rossius redtenbacheri
Lineage: Eukaryota; Metazoa; Arthropoda; Insecta; Phasmatodea; Bacillidae
Product: CDK5 regulatory subunit-associated protein 3
Exons: 10
Coding region: 106-1641 (511 amino acids)
Biological process (GO): regulation of cyclin-dependent protein serine/threonine kinase activity; regulation of mitotic cell cycle
Cellular component (GO): endomembrane system
Source: RefSeq, a predicted model, not a curated record